AAAUCGCGUGUUACGUUACGCGACACGCUCUCGUGUGUUACGUUGGACACAAAUUCGAGCCCAGACGGCAGAGACCUCACUUUCCACUCGCGAAUUCACUUCCGGCUCGCUCAUUCUCUCGCACUCAGCGACGGCUAACGUCUCUAGCCGGCGAAAAUCGAAGUGAAUCCGAUAUUUUGAUGCUCUAAUUCCUAUUUGAAGUGGUGUUAGGUUUAAUGGUGUUUGUGAGUUUAUAUUGGGAUGGGAAAAUUAUUCAGCUCCCAGGUUUGGGUGUUGCUAAUGAUCCCCCUCGUGCAAAAUCAUUUAUUAUAUUGGAUUAAAAGAUAUCUUAUUAUCAACUUGUUUCAAUGAUAUGUGAAAAAAUUGGAAUUGAGUUGGAUGCACAUACGAUUGAUUUAACAUGGAGGCAUCCUGUGGUUUUUAGUGGAGUGGUGAAUUAUAUAGCUACACCAGUGGAUGCUAAUUUGUUGGAGUAUAUGUUUGCUGAAAAUCCAAGUCAAAUUGAACUUUUUAUUGAAUAUACUCUUGUUACCACUGCGUUGCAAUUUGAACCACCUAUCACUCAUCAUGAUGUUGGAACGUCUAGGAGGGAUUGUUAUCCUAGUUUUGAUGUCGGGACAUCUAGAAGGGAUGAUGAAUAUCAUAGCUUUGAAUUCAACACAUCUGGGAGGGAGGUUGAGAAACCACUAGAUGUACCAAAUGUGACAUGUGAUGGUUAUGAUGGUUCAGAUGGUUCAGAUAAUUGUGAUGGUUCAGAUGGUUCUGAUAAUUGUGAUGGUGCAGAUAAUGUUGAUGGUGCAGAUGGCUCUGAUUGUGAUGGUUCCGAUGGUUCUCAACCAAGUGAUCUUGAUUAUAGUGCAGAAUCAUGUGAAGAUUCUACAGACGAUGAGACACUUGAUAUGAUGGUUGAGAAUUAUGUACCACCAUUUGUUCGUGGGGAGCAACCUGUUCCCAACUAUGUGCCUGAAGGGUUACCAUUUUUUCGAUCAUUACCAUGUGAAGGCAGCCGAGGUUACUUUUCAGAAGACCAUGGAUUGGUUGAAGAAGAUAUGUGGUAUUGGGAUGAGGAUAAUCCGAGACACAUAGAUGUGGGAACAAAAUUUGAUAGCAAAUUGCAGUUGAAAACUGCUAUCACAUUAUGGCAUGUGGGAACAGGUCGGAUGUAUGAGGUUAUGGAUAGUCAUUCAAGAAGAUGGCAUGCAGUUUGUAGGGACCCAUUUGGUCCGAAAAGAAGAGGCAGGGACCUUGGGCAACGCUACCCAUGUAAUUGGGAGGUUAAAGCAACGUUUAAGAAACGUGAUGGUAGCUGGUCUAUCAACUCAUGGGUUGAUCGUCAUUGCUGUAUGGGAGAUCACGAUCCAAGUGAACAUGUUAAUCUUACAUCAUCCAUGACUGCUCUCUGUAUUCGAAGCCAAAUUGAAAACGAUGCUGGAUUCAAGCCUUCUGCAGUACGUACAUAUAUCCAAGAUAAAUUUCACGUGAAAAUCAGCUACAAGAAAGCAUGGUACUCUCGCAGAAAAGCUAUUGAGCUUGUAUAUGGUGGGUGGGAGGGAUCCUUCAGACAACUCCCCAGCUACCUGACUGAGUUGCAAACUCAAAAUCCGGGGACAAUCGUUGAGUGGUUGCAUGACCCUGUACUGAGUCAAGGUAAUACAAAGGCGUUCCGCUACGUAUUUUGGGCAUUUGGGCCAGCAAUAGAGGCGUUCCAAGUAGCAAAGCCGGUCUUAUCAGUUGAUGGGACUCACCUGCGUGGAAGAUUGAAAGGUAAAUUACUUGUUGCAGUAGGUUACGAUGCAAAUAAGAACUGUUUGUCAGUUGCUUUUGCUAUUGUUGAUGAAGAAACAAACAAGAGUUGGAGUUGGUUUUUGAAUCUUGUGAGAGUGCAUAUUAUAAAGAAUGACCAGGAAGUGUGCAUAAUAAGUGACAAACAUCAAGGCAUUAUAAAUGCCAUGAAGGCUGAUGUGUGGAAAGAGACCCCAGUUGGUUAUCAUCGAUUCUGUUUAAUUCACGUUAGAUCGAAUGUGUUACAAAGACACAAAGGCCCCGGAGUGAAGAAAUGGGUAUGGAUAAUGGGUGAAGUAAUUGAGGAGCGGAGAUAUUGGACUGCAAGGCGUGAAUUAGAAAAAGUGAGUCCAGAAGCUCUGAGGUACCUCGAAACUACCAUAGAUAGAUCGCAGUGGACUAUGGCACACGAUGAAUUUCGUCGAUGGGGUGAGACAUCUACUAACAUGGCCGAGUGUUAUAAUAAUGUGUUGUUAGCUGCGAGGGAACUCCCAAUUAGAGCUAUCAUUGAUAGCCCAACAAACCAUGUACGUCACAGAUCUCCAACUGUUGUUCAUAUCGAGGCAGGAGUCUGGUAA
Messenger RNA from Salvia splendens (bonfire salvia), 2360 nucleotides. RefSeq lists its product as uncharacterized. Bases 348 to 2360 code for a protein of 670 amino acids. The record is from RefSeq and is a predicted model, not a curated record. Lineage: Eukaryota; Viridiplantae; Streptophyta; Magnoliopsida; Lamiales; Lamiaceae. The transcript is spliced from 2 exons.